CCGAAUCAGUUUCACCUCCCCGUGUUGUUGACACAGGAGGGAUGUUGCACAUGGUUCUGAUCUGAUUGGGACACCCCGGCUCAGGACAGGGAGGACCCGCUCCGAGCCCAAUCCACGCCAUGGACUCAUCGUCAGCCAUUUCACGCUCACCGCUACCUAAAAGGAUCUUGAAAUGGGUUUCUUCAAGCUGAACUGCGUCAGUCAGCAUCAAAUAAACCUGGAGUUAUAAGGGAACAAUUUUGAACACAACAUGGAUGGAAAUCAGAACGUCUGGGGACAGCAGAACAUGAACAGAUUUUGCUUCGGUCCGAGUGCUGGCGUGGAGCGCAGCCUGAGGGAGCAACAAACUGUCAAGGAACAGAACUCAAACAUCUCCUUCUCUCUUUUCCCCCUUUUCUCCGAUUCCUACCACCUAACCUCAGAGGACACACUGCUGCCCAGUGAGGGAGACCAGGUGGUCCCGUCCUCCCAGAAACAAGAAGCAUUUGGGGGCCACCAGAAAGAGGUCAAACCCCUCCCUCCUCUGCCUGACCUUGAGGAGUUCAUGUCAGAUGAAGCUGCUGACAGCGAGGUCGAGUUUUUUACCAGUGACCGCCAGAGCCUUUUGCCCAAAAGCUGCCCGAAGGCCAUUUGUCGGGGCAGCAACAAAUUCAGCGGCCAGGUAAACCAUGCCUACAGGGAGAGCUCGAUGCUGGACGGAGGAACUAGGUGUGGCUCCAUGGCUUUCUCUUGGCCCAACAGAGAGGACAGACCAAGUAGCAGAAGAAGCAGGUUUGAAGCUAACAGUUUUAACUUCGCUCCCCAGAAAGAAAACCAGUUUGGAAGCAAGGAGCCAGAACAAUACAAAGUGUCCAAAAUCCAGUUUUCCUGUUCAGGUUUUCCUGUUCAAGCACACGUGAGCUCCACAACCUGUCCCACCGAAAAGCCAAAACUUCCUCCUCGUGUCCCCAUCCCACCUAAACCCUCGGCUCUUUUAAAGAGCACCAACGAAGAAGAUAAGCCACCUAAAAUCCCUCCAAGGGUCCCUUUAGUUCCACCCUGCCCAUCUCGCACGCCGAGCCCCAAAAGUCUCCCCAUUUACAUUAACGGAGUGAUGCCCGUCACUCAGAGCUUCGCUGCUAAUCCAAAUUAUGUUAGUAAGGCCCUGCAGAGACCGCAGCGUGAAAGGGCACCGCCUCCUACGCAGCUUUCGCCAUGUAUCGUUCCCAUUUUGAAGGAUGGCAAACAGACCAGCGCCACACACUACAUUCUGCUGCCGCCAGGCUGCCCGGCUCGUACCGAGAGACGAGAGAGACUCCUGAGCGAACCGAACCGGGCAGGAAGUACCGGCGCCUGGCAUAAAAGAUAAAAACUGAAAUCUGAAUUGUAUAA
This is a messenger RNA of Nematolebias whitei (Rio pearlfish), 1371 nucleotides long. Its product is annotated as ERBB receptor feedback inhibitor 1. Lineage: Eukaryota; Metazoa; Chordata; Actinopteri; Cyprinodontiformes; Rivulidae. Bases 251 to 1348 code for a protein of 365 amino acids. The record is from RefSeq and is a predicted model, not a curated record. Gene Ontology annotation, biological process: negative regulation of epidermal growth factor receptor signaling pathway; regulation of keratinocyte differentiation. The transcript has 4 exons. Gene Ontology annotation, cellular component: extrinsic component of cytoplasmic side of plasma membrane.